GAUGACGCUGGGAGCAUGGAUAAACUGGCGCAUUCGGUGCUCGACGACGUGCUGUUCAACAUCGUGUCGGACCUGUUGAUGAAGACACACCGAGAGGAGAAGACGGCGAGGGCGACGACCGCGGCCAUUCGGGUGGAGAAGCUGGCUUCGGACGCCUCAGAGAGCUCGACUCCCGACUCGGGUCCCAACGUGCGAAUCGAGACGGACGCCGCAAUCUACGAAGAUGGCAAGGUGCUGCUCAAGGGCAACCCUCUCAAGACGACGACGGAUAUCCUGUGCCCCCGAUGCCAUCUCCCGCGACUCCUCUAUCCGACCGACGGCAAAGGCGCCCGGAAGCCCGACCCUACGAUUGUCUACUGCAAGAAGCACCCCUUCAUCGAGAAGCCCGGAUGCGACAUCUACGGCCAGAGCUGGGUCGGACCGGGCCCGGGACGGGGCAAGAAGAAGAAGGACAUGGACAAGAAGGACGGCGCCGACGGCACCCCCGAGCAGCGGCCGCCCAACGUGCUGUCGUUCCCUUCCGCUACGUGCAGCAAAUGCAAGCGAUGCAUCCUGGUUACACGGCUGAAUAAUCACAUGGGGUCCUGCAUCGGCAACAGUGGCCGCAAUGCCAGUCGAGCAGCCGCGCAGAGGAUUAACGGCGGCGGUUCCCAGAACGAACCGACGCCUCCGCCCUCUCAGAAGGCCACGCCCACGCCGACCUCUCGGGCCCAGAGCCCCCGGAAGCGAGACGCGAGCGACGACGACGACGACUCGGAGGCUAGCAACCCCAAGAAGAAGAAGAUGAAGCCCAGCAGCCAGACCAAAAAGGUCAUCCUCAAGACGAAGCCUCCGUUGAAGAAGGACAAGAUCAAGAGCAGCUCGCUGAGCCAGGAACAAAAGGCCGACUACGACGUGCCGUCGCCCAAGGUGCUCAACAAGAUCAAGUCCAAGGCGGAGAGCCCGAUCAAGAAGCUCAAGGUGACCAAGCCGACCAUUGCCUCGCCCAUGUCUAAGAACGGCCGAGAUAUCGACGGAGAGUCUGAGUCGUCGGGAACGCUCUCGUCACCGCCCGCGAGCCGUCACUAA
Trichoderma citrinoviride is the source of this 1068-nucleotide messenger RNA. RefSeq lists its product as hypothetical. The transcript has 2 exons. Lineage: Eukaryota; Fungi; Ascomycota; Sordariomycetes; Hypocreales; Hypocreaceae. The annotation marks the transcript as partial. The record is from RefSeq and is a predicted model, not a curated record.